Lactuca virosa is the source of this 2102-nucleotide messenger RNA. Lineage: Eukaryota; Viridiplantae; Streptophyta; Magnoliopsida; Asterales; Asteraceae. The record is from the annotation of a GenBank genome assembly.
UCAUUAUUCGAGUCCUCCAUCAAUGUUACGUUCUUGUAUCACGAACCUUGUCCCUUCUGUUUCUGUAUUUGACAACACUUUAUCAAUCAAUCAAUUGAAUUAUAUUUUCAUCAUACAAGUUCUACGGAAGCUCCAAUAUUAUUCAAUCAUGGGGCCACAAAUCAAAAAUGGUCCCAACAAUUACGUGAAUCUGGACUACAUUUUUCAGAUAUGUUAUCUUCUUCGAUCCAGCAGAGUGUGAUGCUUCCAAGAUGGAGAAGUUGGUGGAAGUGUCGGACCAGGUGGUAUGCAUCGACUUCGUGCUCGGAACCAAAUGCAGAGCCACCGUCCGCCUCAGAUCUCUCAGCGCCACCACCGCAAUCGCCUUCAAAAUCCAAACCUCAUCUCCUCACAAGUUCCUGGUCAAUCCACCGAGUGGACUCAUCUCUCCUCUCUCUCAAUCCACCUUCCAAAUAAUCCUCAGACCGCAACCGAAAAUUCCUUCUACUUUCCCUCGCUCCGCCUCCGACCGCUUUCUCAUCCGCACCUCCCUAGUCGGAUCCUCGGUGUCGACUAACCCGGACACCAUCACCUCCUGGACGCAUGACAUUAAACUGAAAGUCGCCUUCGUCGGUCCGUUCCUGCUCCGGCAUGCGGUGAAUAUAGGUGACUGCGACGCUGUGAGGAGUAUGUUAAAGUUUCAGAGGACGAUUUUAACCGAGUUAUCGAUUCGUGAGGCUGAAUCGCUCCACCGUGUGGCUGUCAGGUUGGAUAAUUCUGUUGAGAUGGUGAGUUUGCUACUGGAGGCCGGGUUGAAAAUUGAGUCAACAACUCGGAUUUUAGAAGACGUGGAAGAAUCUAAAUGGACGCAGAAAGGGUGGUCGGAAUUACACGUGGCGGCGGCGUUUGAUCGGACAGAUGAGGUUUCGAGAUUGAUUAAAAUGGGAAACCGUAGGGGGUUGGAUUGCAAAGAUAAAGAAGGAAAGACACCGUUGUAUUUAGCGGCGAGCAAAGGGUAUGAGAGGUGUGUUAAACUGUUGGCGGGUGCAGGUGCUACCGUGGACGCUAGACGUAUUGAUGGUUGGACGGCGUUGUACAGAGCAGCAGCGAAAGGUGACCGUCGGAUGGUAAAAGUGUUGAUUGAACUUGGUGCAGAUCCAUCGAUCGUCGCCGAUAAUCGGAAUCGUUCCGCCAUUGAUGUAGCACGAGAUGAGGGACAUAAAGAAGUGGUUGAAACCCUAGAACGAGGGGAGGAGGUGUUAAACGCCGCACGCCGGGGAGAUCUGGGGCACCUAGAAUUUCUGUUGGAGACAGAUGCGAGUGUGGAUUUUCGAGAUCAGUAUGGUUUGACUGCGAUUCACAUGGCAGCCAUUAAAGGCUACAAAGAUGUGGUGAUGUUGCUGGUUGAGUUUGGUUCUGAUCUGGAAUGCACGGAUGCGGAAGGGCGGACGCCGCUGCAUAUGGCGGUGGUUGGCGACGACAAAGAUACGGUGGAGGUGCUGGUAAUCAGAGGAGCAAACGUGAAUGCCAAGUGUAAUAGAGAUGUAACGCCUUUACAAGUUGCUGAAGCAAUGGGGAAUGAAAUUCUAACGCAGUGUCUCCUUCUCCAUCAAGCUACUUGUUGAUAUUCAUCAUUUGGCUUUUAACUCUUUGCCGAACCUCAAAAUUUGUUCAACGUUUAAAAUCAUUCCCACAAUGAACAAGUUUUCCAUCCUAUCUUUAAUGAAGAAGAUGCUUUCUUUUAUUUCAUUAAAAUUUUUCCCUCAUUAAAAGAAACUCAAAAAACACAAUUAACCAUUUUUCACAUAUUUAUGACAAAAUAACUAAAUAUUUUGCUUAGGACUGUAAACCGGAACUAAUGUUCAAUGAACCAUUUGGCUGAGAGUUUGUUUAUAUUUGUUUAUUUAAUAAAUGAACGAACAUGAACAUUAUCGUAUGAUUUGCUAUAAUACAUGUAUAUAUAUGUAUGGUUUUUUUACAUUCAUUAUUUACAUUUGUUUAUGUUUAUUCUUUUAUGUUCAUUUAGCACAUUCAUGAAAAAAAUAAUUUAUUAAACGAAUGAACAUGAAAAGGAAAUUCGUUCGUUUAUACGUUCUUAUUCGUUUACAGCCUUAACUUCCCCC